Molecule: messenger RNA, 1089 nt
Organism: Brettanomyces bruxellensis
Lineage: Eukaryota; Fungi; Ascomycota; Pichiomycetes; Pichiales; Pichiaceae
Exons: 2
Coding region: 1-1089 (362 amino acids)
Biological process (GO): tRNA dihydrouridine synthesis
Cellular component (GO): cytoplasm
Molecular function (GO): tRNA dihydrouridine synthase activity; flavin adenine dinucleotide binding
Source: RefSeq, a predicted model, not a curated record
AUGGCGGACUAUACAGCAAAAUUUGCUUUGGCUCCUAUGGUGAGGAUAGGCGAAUUGCCUAUUAGAUUACUGGCCUUAAAAUAUGGAGCUGAUCUCGUUUGGGGGCCUGAAAUAGUGGAUAGAAAGAUUCUAACAUGCCAUAAAGUGUACAACAAAAAGUUGGACACAGUUGAUUUUUUGUCCUCGAGUGGAAAUCUGAAAAUCCCCGGAAAGCUGGAGAAGGGUAAGCUUAUUUUUCAAAUGGGUACCGCCGAUCCAAAGCUUGCAGUCAAAGCAGCAAAUGUUAUAGCUGAUGAUGUGGAUGGUAUCGAUAUUAAUGCAGGUUGCCCAAAACAUUUUUCGAUUCACUCUGGGAUGGGUGCCGCAUUAUUGAAAAAACCAGAUCUUCUCUGCGAAAUUCUCACCUGCUUAGUUGAGCAAGUAGGAAAGCCACAUAAGAAGCCAAUAAGCGUCAAAAUACGUCUUUUACACGAGAAGAAGGAUACAUUGGAUUUGGUUUCACGUCUCGUCAAGACUGGAAUUUCCAACUUAACACUACACUGCCGUACCAGAGAAAUGCGAAACCGAGAGCCUCCUAUAAGAGACUACGUUUCCGAAAUAUACGACAUAUGCCAGAAAAACAACGUGAGCUUUAUAAUAAACGGUGGCAUCAAGAAAUAUGAGGACUACUUGGAAAUACAGAAGAAAUAUGGGGCUGAUAUUGGAUGUAUGAUAGCAUCUGCUGCGGAAAGAAACGUUUCAUGCUUUAGUUCCAAAGGUCUUGUGCCGUGGUCACAGAUUGCACGUGAUUACAUGAAGAUAGCUCUGAAGUUUGACAACAGCCCCCCAAAUACAAAAUACUGUCUUCUGAGGAUGAUUCCUGGCACCACUGCCAUUCAUCCAGUGCUGAAUAGCAUGAGGGAGCCAAAUGAUCUGAUGAAAGGGUUGAUGAACAUGAUGGAUGAUGAGGGCAACCUCAUAUCUUCAAAGGAAGGGGAAGUGAAAGAACAAAGGGAGAAUACCGAGAUAGAAAUCCCAUAUAAAAGAAGAGACACUCUUAGUGAAAGCGACAUGGCAGAUCAGAUACCUGAGAAGAGGAUACGUGUCUGA